AUGAUUCACCUGUCAGCGACGACAUUGCUGAUGCUGCAGUUCGUCCAGCUGGUUCCCAGUAUCCUGUCAUCGAAUCCAACUGUCACUCAGCCUCACCCAGUUGACAAUUUCGAGGGGCUCAGCACCCUGUCCAAACAUUUCGACAGCCCGUCUACUGGUGACUAUAGUUCCGACUACAAUUCCGCAUCCAACAACGCCACAAGGAUUCUACGGCGUGGCAAGCGUUAUCUCCAAUUCAGCAAGGGAUCACGUAUGUCGUGGCGAACCAAUGGCAAGAACAAUCUCUGGACCAUCAACACGAUGUGGGCCUACGGCUAUGGCUUCCGAGCCAACUAUCCCUUCCCGUCCAUCGAGGAGCAGAAGAAGGAUAAUGCCGUCUUCUUUCGCCUGUUCAAAAGGGACCUCUUCUCUAAACUGGAGAAUGCUCUGGAUGGACAUGGCUUUGAUGGCCGAGCUUGCAUGUUGAAAUCAUUCUGCACCGCCUUGAACGAUGUGGAUAGCCCAAAACAAAAGAGCGGAAUGCUCUUCAAAAUUCUCAAGUUGAUAUUCAGUCGAGCCAAGAGAUAUCUUGAUAUUAUAGAGGCCACUCGAAUAUUUGUGGGUACCUAACGGGACUUAUGUUCCACUUUUAAGUUCCGGGUUAAUGCCAAAAACAAUGUGAUCUCAUCGCCGACUGUGUGGGCCCAUGGCUAUGGCUUUCGAGCCAAUACCCCCGUGUUGGUCAAAAGGGAGAACCGACCCUUUCGCAGGGAUACUUAUGAGUUGCUCCACGAACUGAUAGAUAGAAGUGGCCUGGAUGGGCGGGCCUGUGUUCUCAAGGCCUAUUGCACCGCCCUGGCCGGCGAUCAUGGUCAGGGAUUUCUGUUUAAGCUACUGAAAUACGUAUUUACCCUGGAUGAGCACGACAAGCGGCAUAUGCCGCAUCUGCGGGAGGAGAACUGCGAACAAAUCAUGCACAGCCAUUGUCCCUUGAGUUUCGACAGCAUAUCACCAUAUACGGACGAUGUUUAA
Drosophila subpulchrella is the source of this 1011-nucleotide messenger RNA. RefSeq lists its product as uncharacterized. The transcript has 6 exons. The record is from RefSeq and is a predicted model, not a curated record. NCBI's taxonomy places the organism in Eukaryota, Metazoa, Arthropoda, Insecta, Diptera, Drosophilidae.